Saccostrea echinata is the source of this 2155-nucleotide messenger RNA. RefSeq lists its product as uncharacterized. NCBI's taxonomy places the organism in Eukaryota, Metazoa, Mollusca, Bivalvia, Ostreida, Ostreidae. The transcript is spliced from 10 exons. Gene Ontology annotation, molecular function: endonuclease activity; protein binding. The coding region runs from base 1 to 2145 and encodes 714 amino acids. The record is from RefSeq and is a predicted model, not a curated record.
AUGGCGACUGCAGCACAGCUAUUUGAUGCAUUGAGUAAAGGCGAUUUCGGAUUGUCUGAAGACCUGUUGAGGCAGGGUGCAGACCCUAAUGAAGUCCUGCCCGUGGAGGGGGUAGCACCUAUGCAUAUAGCUGCAGGACUCAGUGAUUCCGCAACACAUUUACUGUUAGAUUAUAAAGGCAACCCUAAUGUCAGGUCUGUAGAGGGUACCACACCAAUGCAUGUUGCUUGCAUGUGGGGGAAGAAAGACAUUCUCAUAGAUCUCCUACAACAUGGUGGUGAUCCUUUUAUCAAAGAUGAGGACGGGGAGACAGCAUUUGGAAGUGCAAGAAAAUUUAGUGACUGUGUGGAGACUAUCAAGUCACACAUAUCAGAAGAACUGGACUCAAGUUCAAGUACCAUGAAAGACUUAUUGUCAAGAAACACCUACUGCAUGGAUGUAACCUCUCCAGAUCAUCCAUACAUUGACAUAAAAGGAAGAAGAAAUGAUACGCUGACAUCAGAAGAUUCAUUUUUAACUUGCACCAGUCACUGUGACACAUGUACCUGUGGCAAACUGCAAAAAAGUCCUUGUUUGGACCACAACAGAAAUGCUGUUGGAAGCAAUUGUUCACAGACAAACUUUGGACAGGAAGACAUGACCAAGGAAAGAGAAAGUGUCAUGAACAAUGAAAACUAUGUGUAUGAGGUAUUCAAAGAUCAAAUGACUUCACCUCGAUGUUCUCCACGACCAUUUUAUCCUGUGAACCUGAGUGAUCUCAUGACUUCAGAUGAAAGCUUUUGUCCAGAAAAUAAUGACAUUCUCAGGCAGUUCAAUGCCAUGAACAUCAAAUCUCCAAACCAGAGGAAAGUGUUCUCCCCACCUGUAACCCUACCAUCCUCUCUACCAGCAAAUCUCAGUGACCUUUUGACAUCAGACGAGAGCUUUUGUCCUCCAAGUAAACCUAGUUUUGCUAAAAGUUUAAAUAGUCUGGCCCUGAAAUCCCCAAGUAAAAAGGAACUUGUCAGACAAUGGCAUCAACAAAAUUUUCCGUUAGCUUCAGACACUUGUUCUUCUACUCUUGAACAGUCAGGAAACUCCGAAGACACUGAACUGUAUGAUCCAUAUGAUGAUCUCAACAAAACUCUUCCAUACAGUAUAGAUACAAUAUCUCUAGGAAGUACUGCAGAGUCCACAAUACACUACUGGGAAGAUCCAGAUACUGGCAACAAACUGAUUGAAAAGCACAUUCUAUCAUCGUUUUGUGGAAGUAGUGGCCGUCCAUCUAUCAAUAACAGUAUCUGUAGCCUCUCAACAGUUGACUCACAGAAGACAGAGUUGUACGAUUGGAAAUGUUACUCUCAUACAUCAGAUGACAUCAAUAAUGUAUUGUCCAAUAAAGAAGUCCGACAGAAGUUACAGAGCCUAGGAGAUAACCCUGGACCAGUUAUUCCAUCUACUAGGCAGACAUACCUUUCAAGACUUAAACACCUGGAAACGAAUGUUAAGUGUGGCCAACUUGGAAUUUUGAAGAAGUUACCAGAUUACCCCACAGUGCUGUGUAAUAGUUUUGAGGGUAACUUUGAUGUGAUGGGCCUGAGGGAGAUGGAGGAUGACCUCAUUAAGGUGUUUAAUGACAAGAGUUUGUCCAGUACCUGGAGGGAGGGAGCAUUGAAGUCCUCCUUUAAUUAUCUCUUACUGGAUCCUCGUAUCACACAAGACCUACCUAACAGGGCAGAUAACCUGGGUGAAUUAGAAACUUUUAAGAUAUUUGUCGGUGCUAUAUUUUACAUUGGCAAAGGAAAGCGGUCCCGUCCUUACUGUCACCUUUUUGAAGCUCAGUCCCAUAUGAACAAUAAUCAGGGCAAAGCUGGCAGUAAAGUUCAACAUAUCUUGGACAUCUGGAAUGAUGGGCAAGGAGUUGUCUCCCUGCAUUGUUUUCAGAGUGUCAUUCCAGUGGAAGCAUACACAAGAGAGGCCUGUAUGGUGGAUGCCAUAGGUUUACCGCGAUUAACAAAUAUUAAAAGAGGUGAUGUCUACGGCCCAGCCACAUCAUGGUCGAAAAAAAAUCGUCAAAGAUUUGGAGUCUUCCUUCUUAAAAAGGCUCUACAAAUAUUUCUUGGAGAAGGAGAGAGACAGAUUUCCCCAGGAGAUAUAAAGAAAUGAAGUCUAUUUG